Molecule: messenger RNA, 831 nt
Organism: Soboliphyme baturini
Lineage: Eukaryota; Metazoa; Nematoda; Enoplea; Dioctophymatida; Soboliphymatidae
Source: the annotation of a GenBank genome assembly
AUGCGAGACACACAGUCGACACUUGAAUGCGUGGUGGUCGCCUGGUCUUGUUCAUUUUUGAAACGUUCCACUUGGCGUCGCCGGACAGGGUCUGCUAAGAGUGCUCGAUCACACAGCACCGACCGAGCCGAACUGCUGAGUCUCGGACACGUGUCGCUAGGGAGAGACUCCGGUUGGCGUUUCGGAUAUCCCGUCCGUUUUAUCCGACGUCAGGUGGCAGUUGUGGCGGUGAUGCGGCAGUGGCAUGCGGCAGUGGCAAGCGGCACGCGCUGCAACGUCGUUUCAUUCGUUCACUUGUUGCCGGUUCGUGGCGCUCAGCAUGAUUUCCGUGGCUUUGCGGCUACCUCGUUCCUGCUAGUCGGCUUUUCAUCGUCGUCUCCGUGCCCUCGAACUCGGAACUCGGAACUCGAACUCGAGAACUCGAACUCGCCUCGUCGCAGGCUUGGCUCUCGCCGACGAGCGUUUCGCGAUUUCCACAGCGUCGCUUCUUCCACUGAUCUGCUGCUCACAGCAUUGCACGGUCUGAUCUUCGCUGGCGAAUACACCAAAGCAAUGAGUAAAGAGUGGCACAGCGGCCACUUCUGCUGCUGGCAGUGCGACCAGUCGCUGACUGGCCAGCGCUACAUUUUGCGAGACGACCAUCCGUACUGCAUAAAGUGCUACGAGGAGCUGUUUGCGAACACCUGCGACGAAUGCGGCAAAGCGAUAGGCAUCGAUUCGAAGGGCGAGGCAACGGCGGUGGACGACGAGGCUUUUUUUCGUGCACACUUGAAGCUCUGUGAUAAGCCUUCAAAGCACCUUUCGAUGUCGCUGCUGGUCAUGAUGUUUUAG